GUCUGACCCAGGGUUCACUCACUCAGGGCCACGCUGGAGACGGUCCCCUUGCCAUACCCUCAGCUGAUCGCGGCUAGCGUGGGCAUGUCAGCGUCUGUCGCCACCGAUGAUGGUCCCUUCUGAGACACACCUGUGAUCCCGCUAUUUAAACCUAAGGAAGCUGGGGACUCUGCGACAAUGUGGAGAAACCAUGUCAGGGAACGGGGUUUGCGCCGGGGCUGUCAACGCCGUGAAGGAAGUGUGGGAGAAGAGGAUACAGAUACUCACUGAAGACCUGAAGCGAGAGAAGGAGUUUAAACAGAAGCUCGUGCGGAUCUGGGAGGAGCGGGUCACCUUGACGAGGCUGAAGGAAAAGGUCACCAGGGAAAAUGGCAGAGUUAUUUUGAAGAUAGAGCAGGAGGAGUGGAAGACCCUUCCUUCUUCUCUCCUGAAACUGAAUCAGCUACAGGAGUGGCAGCUACACAGAACUGGUUUGUUGAAAAUCCCUGAGUUCAUCGGAAGAUUCCAGAACCUCAUUGUGUUAGAUUUAUCUCGAAACACGAUUUCAGAGAUACCCCGAGGGAUAGGGCUGCUUACUAGACUGCAGGAGCUGACUCUUAGUUACAACAAGAUCAAGACGGUCCCCCCGGAGCUGAGUAACUGCGCCAGCUUGGAGAAACUGGAACUGGCUGUCAACAGAGACAUCUGCGAGCUUCCUCCCGAGCUCGGCCGCCUGACGAAGCUCACCCACCUGGACCUGAGCAUGAACAGCUUCACCGCCAUCCCCGCCGCCGUGCUGAGCAUGCCCGCCCUCGAGUGGCUGGACCUGGGGAGCAACCAACUCGAGCAGCUCCCCGAUGCCAUAGAGAGGAUGCAGAGUCUGCACACGUUGUGGCUGCAGCGGAAUGAAAUCGCCUGCUUGCCCGAGUCCAUCAGCAGCUUGAAAAACCUGGGCACGCUCGUUCUCUGCAACAACAAACUGCAAGACAUCCCGGCGUGCAUGGGCGAGAUGCCCAGCCUGAGGUUUGUCAACUUCAGAGACAACCCGCUGAGACUGGAAGUGACCCUUCCCGCCCCUGAGAGCACCGAGGAGGAGGAGAAGCAGGAAUUAUUCGGCCUCCAGUUCAUGCGCACCUACAUCCAGGAGUCCCGGAGACAAGCAGAGCAAGAGGAAGGCAGAGGGAGAGAAGCAUCUAUGGGAGAGGAACAUCCACCAGCUGAACCUGCAGGUUCCGCAGAUGCCGCAGCCGACUGUGCGACCACGCCCCCCGCCUCUACAGACCCCGACGGCUGACGGGACCCAGGUGCCUGCUGAAGUGACUUUGGUAAAUUCUCUCAAGCCUGGACUCUUCUC
Messenger RNA from Myotis lucifugus (little brown bat), 1333 nucleotides. RefSeq names its product leucine rich repeat containing 39 (gene LRRC39). The coding region runs from base 191 to 1273 and encodes 360 amino acids. The record is from RefSeq and is a predicted model, not a curated record. The transcript has 10 exons. Gene Ontology annotation, molecular function: protein binding. Lineage: Eukaryota; Metazoa; Chordata; Mammalia; Chiroptera; Vespertilionidae.